This is a messenger RNA of Branchiostoma floridae (Florida lancelet), 504 nucleotides long. RefSeq names its product integrin alpha-8-like. Gene Ontology annotation, cellular component: external side of plasma membrane; integrin complex. The transcript is spliced from 3 exons. Gene Ontology annotation, molecular function: integrin binding. NCBI's taxonomy places the organism in Eukaryota, Metazoa, Chordata, Leptocardii, Amphioxiformes, Branchiostomatidae. The record is from RefSeq and is a predicted model, not a curated record. The coding region runs from base 16 to 489 and encodes 157 amino acids. Gene Ontology annotation, biological process: cell-matrix adhesion; cell adhesion mediated by integrin; cell-cell adhesion.
UGUUUAAAUUUUAAAAUGACUGCUUUACCUCAGUGUUACCUUAAAUCUUCUUUACAGAUUAGGAACAAUGGUCCGAGCGAUAUCGGUAGUGCCAAGCUGACCAUCAUGUGGCCUUCGAGGCAGAAAGACUCAGACAUCCUGGACAACGCCUACAUCUUGUACCUUCUGGACGCAAGCGUGACCCAGGGUCAAGGGCAGUGUGUGGUCAAGGGGUCAGGGGUCAACCCAGGGGGACUGGAGGCCCCCUCCAGUUCUGAGACCACAACUUCAGCCUCCAGACGUCGCAGACAAGCAGAGGCAGGGGACAGCACAGAUGAUGGGAGCAUUACAGAUGCUGAGAAACAGACGGCACAAGCCACCACCUUGGACUGCACCAACACAGACUGUGUGGAGAUAGAGUGCACCAUCGGCAGACUGAGCCCCGGCAGUGCCGUGGUGCAGAUCAGGGCUCGACUGUGGGAGAAAACACUGCUGGAUGUGAGUAGUUAAUAUCUAAGCAGAUCC